Molecule: messenger RNA, 1602 nt
Organism: Striga asiatica
Lineage: Eukaryota; Viridiplantae; Streptophyta; Magnoliopsida; Lamiales; Orobanchaceae
Source: the annotation of a GenBank genome assembly
AUGUCAUCUUCUUGUCUAAGUGGUGGCAGAGCAGCUGCAUACAGACUCGAAUCACUCAACCUGGACAUGAUAAAAUCACCAUCUUCAACCUCUUGGAUCUCAAACUCAUCUUCCCCUUCCUCCACACUCUCCGAAUCCAGCAACUGCCCGUUAACCAUCUCGACCCGAAAGCCCAGAACACCCCGAAAACGGCCCAACCAAACUUACAACGAGGCCGCAGCCAUUCUCUCCACGGCCCACCCCAAAUUGUUUCCCAAAAAGCCCAGCAAGCUCACCAAAUCAAUCCACAACAAAGAUCUCACUAUCCGACCCGACCCGCCCGAUUUGCUCAUGCCCUUUCGGGCCAUUGAUCAUGAGUCGGGCUUUUUGCUGCGGGACACUCAAAGGCCCGAUUUUUCGUACAAGCUGAACAGGGGAUUGUGCCCGUUCGAUAGAAUUUGUCAGAGCCCCGGAGAAAUUGAAUCGAAUGUCGGUGGAUUGGAGGAUUUUGACGCGGAGUCGAUUAUUCUUGAUGAGGAGAUUGGGGAAGGGAUUAAUUGCAUCAUGGGGGAUUUGGGGGAAGGGAUUGAGUUGAUUGAGGGUUUUGAUGUUUGUAGUGAGAGCAAUAAUAAUAAUAAUAGUGAUAGUUACAGUAUUUACUCUAAUGGCGGAUUCUGUUAUGGGUAUCCGGUGGGGCUGGGGUUCGGGUUUGGGUUCGGGCCGGGCGGGGUGAGGAAGGAGAGGAGGGAUGUCGAUGAUGGGGGAGGGGAAGAUUGGUGGAGGUUCCCGAGCGUGAGCGCGCCGGAACCGAAUUCGACGGUGGCGGCGGCGGCGGCGGGGAGAGGUGUUCUGGAGGAGAAGAAGAAAAAGAAGAAGAAAGUGGCGGAGAUUAGGGAUAAUACGGUGGCGGAGGAGGCGGAGGAGGAUGGGGUCGGGCCGCGGUGGAGUGGGGCCGGGCUGAUGCUGAAGCUGAACUAUGAUGGUGUGCUGAGAGAGUGGUCAGACAAGGCUUCGCCGUUCACCGGCGAGGGUCCGGCGGCGGAGGCGGUCGCCGGAAAUGAUGUGCAGGCAAGAUUGGCACAAAUAGACCUGUUUUCGGAUAAUGGAGGGAUUAGAGAGGCUAGCGUGCUGCGUUACAAGGAGAAAAGGCGCAAUCGCCUGUUUUCCAAGAAGAUUAGAUAUCAGGUCCGCAAGGUCAAUGCUGAUAGACGACCCCGGAUGAAGGGACGAUUUGUUAGAACACCAAAUUCCUCCGAUGAUUGAAGACGAUGCGCGAACAGACCAACUAGCUAGCUUCCUCUUCCUCUUUUUUUGUAGUUUACAUCUUGAGUUUUAGUUUCUUUUGAAUUCAUAGAUUUUCUUACACUGAUAUAAUGUUUUCAGGAAGGUGUAGACUAGCCAUGCUAAGAGUUGAAACAAAUAUUUUGGACUCCUUUUUCUAGAGGCUUAAAUUGAUAUUUCAUUUAAGUGUCCCCCGUUAUUGGUUUAUGCAUUAGAGAUCCAUGUUUGCUUAUGCUAAGAAAUUUGAACUUUAACCUACCACCAAAAUCAUCUAAAAAAUUGAUUUUGUACCAAUUUUAUGGUUUCAUUUUUCGUAAGUUGAGAACUCAAAACCAUUUUAAG